Messenger RNA from Chaetomium fimeti, 1035 nucleotides. RefSeq lists its product as uncharacterized. NCBI's taxonomy places the organism in Eukaryota, Fungi, Ascomycota, Sordariomycetes, Sordariales, Chaetomiaceae. The transcript has a single exon. The coding region runs from base 128 to 838 and encodes 236 amino acids. The record is from RefSeq and is a predicted model, not a curated record.
UCGAGGCGAGGGUACAGACGGGACAGGGGGCCACACUUAAUAAUGCCGUUUUUAAGACUUGUCGUGAUCGGCAUGCAGAGGAGCUGCAGAUGCAGAAGCAAGCCCAGUCGCGGGGCCGGACGAAAGUAUGUGGAGUGAUGCGGCCGGAGCUGCCCGCGAGCCGCCAAUUGCCAGCGAAGGGCGGCGUUCUUGUUUUCUUUUUGGUGGCUAUGUAUAUGCGAGAUGCCUGUGGUGUGCUGACGAGAUGCUGCACUCCUCCUCUUCCUCGAUAACAUCCAUACCUAAACGGCGAAGCUCCCUACCAAGGACCCCUUCCCCCAACCCCUGGUCGAUAAUUGAGGUGGUGGUCGUCGAUGAAAGGCUGGACCCCCCCCAGACCCCGAAAUUUGUUGAUUGGGUUGGGCCCCCACCGAUUCUUGAAAAACCCACUGCUGGCGCCUUCCUCCAGACUUCCAUUGGCGUGGAGUGGUGGCUUCCCUGUCACCGAGAGCUCUGUGUUCUGAGCAAGAGCAAGCGAAGAACGAAGAAGGCAGGCACAUCCUGGCAGAGGAAACCAGACGGCAAGCGACCCCCGGCUUUAGCUGCGGAUCAAACCCGCUCGGCGGCGCUAGCAUCCCCUGGGCCACAUUCUGGCCGCAACCCAAUCCCACGCGACAGCCACCGAGAAGCCCAUUCGGGAUUUCCUCUGAGCAGCACUCAGCACGCGCAGCGCAGAAAGAAAGUCUCCGGGAGGCACGCACCACCUUCAGGCACGCACCAAACUCACACCCAACAUCUCACACCCCCAACGCGCAUCGACAAAACGCAGAACCCCGGGGAGCUCGGGAAAUAUCCUUGAUCGAAUUGCGUUUCUCGGCCGACGUUGCAUCGAUUUCCGCUUCCAUAUUACCAACCAGCCGCGCGCGCUCUUUAUUUUCUUGCGUGGACGAAACUUAUACCUGGUGAACCACGACUCGACCUCCGCAGUAUAUUUUUUUGAAGCUCGAGAUCGACACCCAAAAUCGCAUCGUUACUCACGUUCGACCGACCUACCGU